Molecule: messenger RNA, 7009 nt
Organism: Ctenopharyngodon idella (grass carp)
Lineage: Eukaryota; Metazoa; Chordata; Actinopteri; Cypriniformes; Xenocyprididae
Gene: xylt2
Product: xylosyltransferase II
Exons: 11
Coding region: 177-2795 (872 amino acids)
Biological process (GO): heparan sulfate proteoglycan biosynthetic process; chondroitin sulfate proteoglycan biosynthetic process
Cellular component (GO): membrane
Molecular function (GO): protein xylosyltransferase activity
Source: RefSeq, a predicted model, not a curated record
AUUCAGACUCAGUCUGAUUCAGUUGAAUCAGAAUCAUUUUGUUAAAAGACUCUGAGCCACAACGCUUUCUCAACGGGCAUUGACCGGUUCAAAGUCUGAUUCACUGAGUCGACUCCCUCCAGCGCGUGACUCGCGGCUAACAUGACUCGCUGCUAUGUACGAUUCACGGGGGAAAGAUGGUCGCGAGCACCCGUGUGCAGAAGCUUCUUAGACGUUAUAAACUCGCAAUCGCGGCCGGUUUAACGAUCCUGCUGAUCCAGGGGCUGGUUGUAUGGAGUCUGCGGAGUCUGGAGGAGGGAGAGGCUGAGCGGAAGCACAGGCGGUCGAAGUUGCCCGACCACAAUGGGCAGGAGCAAAAGAUUGACCCUGUGGCCUUUGACAGGCAAAACGCCCUGUCUGGGGCAAACCACGGCCAGUGGAGGCAGGGUCAGGAUCGGCCCGCCGUGACCACCAUCAUCAGGAGGGGGUCGAGACGGAGAAGCAAGCCCUCGUUGAAGGACAAGAGUCUUGGCAGGCUGGAAGAUGGAGUGGCAGUUGAUAAAGUUGCCCAUUACGAUCCCUCGAGCAGCCGUAACUUCAGCGAGACUCGGGCAGGGGAAAUGGCCAAAAUACAUCUAGUGGCACCAGGAGAGCCAGGCAGCGUCGAGGGUGCUCCUCAAGUCCCGAGCAGUGACUUUGUGCCCAAAUGUGAGAUCUCAGGCAAGGACGCCUUGUCUGCCCUCCACCGUGCAGGUUCACGGCAGUGUAGACAGGAGAUCGCCAACAUUGUCUGCCAGCACCAAGCAGGACAGCUCAUGCCUCAGUCUCUGCCUCAGUUUUGCCCACAGCAUGUGAUCUCCAGUGCUGUCCAGCAUGCAGAUUUUUCUGACACUGACCUCUCCAAGGUGGAGAACCCAGUCAGGGUGGUUUUUGUGCUAGUGGUUCAUGGACGAGCAGUCCGACAGUUGAAACGUCUCCUCAAAGCCAUCUAUCACAAAGACCACUUUUAUUACAUCCAUGUGGACAAGCGUUCAAACUACAUGCAUCGGGAAGUUCUGCAGAUGGCGGAGCGCUACCCCAAUGUGAGAGCCACGCCCUGGCGCAUGGUCACCAUCUGGGGCGGGGCCAGUCUGCUGAAGGCCUACCUGCGCAGCAUGCAUGACCUGCUGUCCAUGUUGGACUGGAAGUGGGACUUCUUCAUCAACCUCAGUGCCACCGACUUCCCCACCAGGACCAACGAUGAGCUUGUGGCUUUUCUCUCCCAGAACCGUGACAAGAACUUCCUGAAGUCUCAUGGCAGAGAGAACGCAAGGUUCAUUAAGAAGCAGGGUUUAGACCGCCUGUUCCACGAAUGUGACAACCACAUGUGGCGUCUGGGCGAGCGCAGCAUCCCUGAGGGGCUGGAGGUGUCAGGAGGCUCGGACUGGUUCUCCCUCACACGGAAGUUUGUGGAGUAUGUGGUAAACUCGCAGGAUGAGCUGGUGACGGGGCUUAAGCAGUUUUACACCUACGCUCUUCUGCCUGCUGAGUCUUUCUUUCACACAGUGCUGGGAAACAGCCACAUGUGUGAUACUUUGGUAGACAAUAACCUGCGUGUGACCAACUGGAACCGGAAGUUGGGCUGCAAGUGCCAGUAUAAGCACAUAGUGGACUGGUGUGGCUGUUCACCAAAUGACUUCAAACCCUCAGACCUCAUCAGAAUACAGCAACUAACACGGCCUACGUUCUUCGCCCGUAAGUUUGAAUCCACUGUGAAUCAGGAGGCUAUUGACAUCCUGGACAAUCAUCUAUAUGGGCAGUACCCACCUGGCACGGUGGCGCUAAAAGCAUACUGGGAGAGCCUGUUUGAGCAGGCUGAUGGGGUCUCAUCCCUCAAUGAUGUGGCCCUCACGGCAUACUCCUCCUUCUUUAGACUGGGCCUCCAUAGGCAGGAGACCACUCAAAGCAGUUCUGAGGCCUGCAGGUUUGAACCCAUUGGCUACCCUGUCUCGGUGCACCUGUAUUUUUAUGAUGACCGAUUCCAGGGUUACCUGGUCAGGCAGGAGGUGCAGAAUGUGGUGACCAGGUCCCGUGAGAUUCUGGAGGUGUGGGCUGUUCCUCAAGCAACACUGCAGCUGGAACACAACCUUCAUGAGUUUGAGCGCCUCAAACACCUUGAGGUCGGAACUGAGUGGGACCCAAAGGAGCGAAUCUUCCGUAACUUUGGUAGUGUGAUGGGACCUCUAGACGAGCCGGUGGCAGUUCAGAAGUGGGCUCGUGGGCCCAACCUGACAGCCACUAUAGUGUGGAUUGAUCCAGCACACAUAGUAGCAGCCUCCUAUGACAUCAGCAUAGACGUUGAGGCAGAGUUCACGCAAUACAAGCCACCUCUUCAGCGCCCCCUCAGGCCUGGAGUGUGGACGGUGCGUGUGCUGCGGUUAUGGGAACGUGUAGCAGAAGCUCGCUUUCUGGUCAUGCCUCUGGCCUUCAAGGGACGUGAGCCCUUGCGCACAGAAGACCAUGGCUGGGUACAUGCAGGUCCUCCAGGUAAUGUGUACUUGGAGCAAAGCUUCCAGCAGCUCGGCCAUGUGUUGAAGCUGCCGCCCAGCGAGCCCGCCCUGCAGGAGGCCCAGAAGAAGACCUCCCUGGUGGGUAAGCCGCUGGAGGCCUGGGUUGACAACUCCAUGGGUGCUUUCUGGGUCACUGGAGAUAUUUGUUCUGAGCAGACCUCCACCUGUCCCUCCAUUGGACUCUGCACCAAGACCACUUGGAGCUCCUUGUCUCCUGACCCCAAAUCAGAACUGGGGCCAGUCAAAAGUAACGGUCGCAUUAGGUAGCCUUACAAACUCGAAAAAGUGGAGCAGAGCGGCGAAGGCCCUGAAGAACAGUCCACAAGAGUGAUGUUUACGAGUCGUGGUCUCUGAGACCAUCCCAUUACUAGUUGAGGCACCUUCUGUUGAGGGCAACUGGUUAAGGGUGAAUCUACGAAAGAAACGUUUAAAUUUGCACAAGAAGACUGCCAGAUGUGGACAUGUAUGAGUCUUGCUUUUAUAAAUCAAUGUUCAGAUGUCACCUAAAUACGUUGUUACAAGGUUCGGAGUCUUAUUAGCACAUAGUUUACGUUGUGGGUUUAUGAUACAAAGACCCAAAUCUCAACAAUUUUACUACUUUUCUUUUUUUUUUUUUUUACAAGAAGAAAAAAAACUGUGCACAUUAUUUUCCUCUUUAAAACAGUGGCCAAAAUUCGUAUUUGAAGCUGUUGGAGGUAAGUUGCUGGAAUCCUCUGGCUGUAUCGCUAUGCUUAUUUUGAAGCAUCAAUAUCCAAACUUCAGAAGCAGAUUGAAGAAGUGCACUUUACUGUAAGGCGGAGCUCCCUUCUGAUUGGCUAAAUCUCAACAGAGGAGGCGGAGCUUGUAGAAUCGUCAUGAAUUUCUGCCAACGGAUCGAUGCAUCUACUCACUUAACGUGUUUUAGAUGCUGCUCGGAGAUGCAGCAUUGCAUGGAAUCAUCAUAUACAGCAACAAAACAAACACUAACGAAAGCCGUCUUUCAGGAAACAAGAAUCUGAGUUUUGUAAUACUGUGACUUUGUCUUCGUGGUGAAUGUCCUUUGAGUUGAAAAACACCUCAUCUGGAGGACUUGCUUCGUCCGUUACUGCAAAGUUUGCUCAGCGGCACACAGAUUGCGAAGUACGAGGAUGUGGAUAUAAUUAUUUGAGACUGCCUGAACUGACCCUGCUGAAGAUCAGUCUGUGAUCUGUCACUCACUGGUCUUGUUACAGUAUUUCACACUUAAUUCUGGUCUUCCACCAGUUUGGUUCUUAACUACGAAUACAUUUUCACUUUAUUUCUUGAACUGCAAUUGGUGUAGAACGACAAAGAGCUUGAGACUUAAGUUACACUAGCUGCUGUUUUGUACCCAGAAAAUGUCAAUCUACUUUCUUCUGUGGAUCAUAAAAGAAGACCUUACAAAUAAUGUUCACAUUGUUGAAUGAGCAAAAAAUGACUCGUGUGCUAUAUUUCAAGUCUUGAGGAAAAUCUCCCUUUCCUCAAUAUCUACAAAAUUGCAUUUGCACUUGUACACAUUCAAAACUACCGCAUUACGUUUAGUUAGGUGACGCGUGAACCAAUGGCAUUUGGUGUCACUGGAUGGAAACCCAGCAAAAUUCACAUAUCUGAAAAUGCAACUAUAACCAUAAACUCUGAGUUUUUUUUUCCACACACCACCCGUUUCCAUUGAAGUUUUCAAAAUUUGAAUUAAAAUGGUUGGAUGGAAACCCAACAGUCAAUGUCAAACCUGGUGCAAAACAUCUUGAUGUGCUAAGUGAUGAGAACCUACACAAAUGCAAGAUUUAAUUUUGGUUUUGACGGAGAAGACUUAUAAACUGGUUAACUCACCAAAAAAUGAAAAUUCUGUCAAUUUUACUCACCUUCAUGUCAUUUCAAACCCAUAAGACCUUCGUUCAUCUUUGAAACACUACUAGAAUAUAGAGGCAUCUUUACACAGCCGAUUUAAGGCUGCUCUAAAGCGAGUCUGUGUCUGCUCAAAAUUCAGUGUAAAGACGCAAUGCCGCAUUAAAGCAGACCUCAAAUACGCCGGGUCUGACCCACCUCAGGCCCUAGUAUCAAAGGCGACUCUGGUACUGUUCUGGUUCAGUGUAAAUGAACGCGAAAUAUAGCCGCCCUAAACUGCGUCAUUGUCAUGACAACCAAAAACAUUCCAGUCAGCUCAGGCGGCGCGAGAUUCAAGAAGCAGGAGACGAAACAUAUAGGGUAAAUAAUAAAAAAAAUGUCUACCAACAAGGGGCAGUGAAGUAAAAGAGUCCUGUACUCACAUCGUGAAGCAAACCACCAAAAUAACAGCAGAGAAUCGUCGUGUGUCAUCAAUUGGCUUUCGCCGUUUGUAAUCUUCCUAUGAAGAGACUGUCAGAUCAACGCGCUGCUGCAUUUCUCUCAGAUGAGGUAAAUGCUUAACACAAUUGGCGUCACUGUGAUUGUGCAUUGUUAUAUUCCAAAAAUCAUCUCCCUGAGGACGAUAUUUCACCCACACACGACGGUCUGGUGACAUCUGCUGUCCUGCCUGACACACGCAAACGCUAGCAUCAUUCGUUGUUUUUGGCUCUUUGGGAAAAAAAAUAAAAGAAAAGGUUCGACCUCUUUUAAUCCUGUGGUGAUCUACCCCGUGUAAUAAAUGAAUAAUAUCUUUGUAGCAUUUGUUCCAUUUGUAACGAUUUUUAUUAAGAAAUAGAAAAUAACUAUCAGUACCACAGAAGUAUGACAAACAUCAAAUCGUGAGAUAGCUAUAGCAUGCAGAGUAAAUUAAUUUAAAAUUUCCUAAUUUUUUUAAAUUUAAUUUUUAUUUUAUUUAAUAGUUUAUUUCAUUAUUUUUAAAUUCAUUUUGUUAAAACUGUAGUUUUAAAAUAGUUAUGUUCAAAGCAUUGUUUCCUGCGAUUUUAAUUCCUGUGUAAAUGCAUUUAUGCCGCUUCAGAGAAGCAUUAAACAGUCUGUGUAAAUGCACAUUUUUGUGAUUUUAUGCUGCUUCAGAGUUGGUUUCUGUGCCGCUUUUUCUGUGUAAAGAUGCCUUAGGAUUUCAUGCUUGAAUGUUAAAAAAAACCCCACAAUUUUUCCGAUAUUUGACAUUGUUGCAGCUCAUGUCUUCCCAGUCUGUCAGUAUUGCUCUGUUUAGUUUCUGUCUCUAUGAAGCCCCUCCUUCUGAAAAGAGCAAUGUGCUCUGAUUUGGUCGGCUGGAUCAGUGUGCUGUGAUUGGUCAACUGCUUCAGGUGUGUUUCUGAAAUGUCCCGCCCCUUACCAUAACCGUGAGUUUCAACAAACUAUUAACAAACUCGACCAGGCCCCGCCCAUUUAUUUUGCAUAUGCUUUGGGUGGGAAUUAUGUAAAUGAGGAAUAUUGUGACGUGUUUGUUCCCAGAAGAAAACUCAAGACUACAAUGGAGGUGUUUUAGGGAGUUCAGAAACAGUGUUUACAAAUAUAGAGAAUAACUCCUGCUUUGUAACUUUGAAGACCGUUUUCAUGCUCCUUUUUCAUGCUUUUUCAAAUUUUGGAUGAAUGGACUUUUUAAUGGAGGUUUCAUUAAAAAUAUCUUCUUCUGUGUUUCAAAGAUGAAUGAAAAUCUUUGGAAUAACAUGAGGCCUGAAUUUUCAUUUUUGGAUGAACUAUCCCUUUAAAUUUCAGUCUCGCACAAAGCUAUGACUUCUGAAGAUUUGAAAUACAGUGCACGAGUCAUAUGAACUGUAUGGGGUCUUUGUCUUUUUUGAAGCCUGACAGCACCAGGAUGUAACACAUCAGCUUCCUUAUUGCGCUCCACAGAAGAAAGUCUUUCGGUUUGGAAAAUGAGGCUGAGUAAAUGAUGGCAGAAUUGGGAGAUCUGUCCCUUUAAAUAACAAAAUUCAGUUGGGAUUGGAAAAGAUCCAUUUCCAUUUAAAUGUGUCAUAGCUGGUUGUCAUUUUUUUUUUUUUUUUUUUAACCACACAUUUGUCCAUUUCUUGUUAUGUGUGCUAUUUUGCUUGCUCGCCUUCCAAUGAAGACACAUCACUAAGAAACUUAAGUUAAAACAAAUGUGUCUUGGGCGACAUGCUGCUUUUAUUUGACAAAUAUCAUGCUUCGUUGACGGCGGAUUUUAAGUGCCCCGUGUUUCAAAGGGGUUGUUUCAGGUUUUGAUUUACUGAUCAAAAAAAAACUCUUUUCUUUGUUGUGUUAGGUUCAAAGUGUCCUUUUUCUCUUCAUGUACAUGCUUCGUGUGAAGCUUUUGUGGUAUCAAAAGAAACAAGUGGAAUGAGGAUGUAAAGAAUGAAUGAAAGCUAUUUUUGUAUUUAAAGUCAUAUUUUAACCUGUCAGUGAGAGUUUGAGAAUGCUGCUUCAGUUUUUGUUUUACCUUCAUCAUCAUCAUCAUCAGUCUCACUGGGUUUCUGUGAGGUGCAAAAACCAGUCCUAAACUGAAAGUUCGGGACACAUUGAACCAGAGCCUUAUUUUAGGGCUGAUGGGCAGCAACAGAUGACACAUGAUGGCACAAUAAAGAUGUGAAAUCAAGUCA